CUGUUGUCCUAUUGAAACGUCAAAACGGAUGAUCCGUCGUUUCCCAAACACGGCCAAUAUAAAGUAACAGAGUUGGGGCAAUAACUGAAGAGAAAAUUCCAGCCCAAAAAAAGGGUAUAAUGGAAAAUAAUUAAUGUGAAAUGUAAAAUGAAAUCUCGCCUGUCCAAUUAAGGAGUGCAUUGUUGAAAGAAUGUAAAAAUGGUAAGAUGAAUCAUCUAUUGUCUAUCCAAAUGAAAGUAUAGCAGGAUGAAGCAAUUUUUAAAAGGUAUAAUACCCGAAUUAUUCGGGAAUCCAUCUCCUUUCCAACCUUCAGGAAUAAUCAAAGUAGUUUUGCCCUGAAUUCCAAUAUCUACCAAACGGAUAAACCUUCGAUGUCGAUUUUUAUCAAAAGACAAAUGAAUUUUUCUGGAAUUUUUCAUAUCUUGUAAAAGUCCAAGAAGACCCCGAUAGAAUUUGACCAAAAGAUUUACAAAACCAAGUGAAGCACUCUUCAUUUAGUGAAAUAGAUCGAAAUUGAUCGUUCUUCAUUUGACUUAGGGGUGUUUGGAUCUGAUUCUGCUUCUGCUUUUUUUUUAAACAGAAGCAGAAUCAGAAUCAGUUUUCAGAAGCUGGUACCCCCCAACUUCUGAAAAAACUGAUUCUGAGAGUAAAUUAGAGCACCAAAAAUGCUUCUGGAAUUUCACUCAAACACUUCAAAAACAGCUUAUGCUCAUGCUCCCUGAAGGAGCAGAAUCAGUUUUGAGAAUCAGAUCCAAACACCCCUUAUACGGAUACCUGAGGAUUCCACACCAAAAUCAAAUACGGAGUAUUUUACUUUCAAUUCUCACAAAGGAGGGUGAUCCACCUCUGCCAAAUUUUCCAAAUCUCCACCUAUUUGCAGCUUCAUACGGAGAAUCAUCCCUUGCCGGUACUUCAAUCUUCUGGAAAUCGCCUGAAUAACUUCGGUCUCUCCCUUGCCGGAACUGAGGCAGAUCGAGGCGAAGUCAGCCCUCUGCAGUACCAUCCCGUUGUAGAAGAUGGCACUCUGUACUUUCCUGAGCUCAAUCCCUCUGAAAUCUGACCGAACUGAGUUCGUCGACCUAUAGGGUUUUCUCCUCUGAAAUUUCGCUGCUGUGAAAUCUGAAGCUUCAGUCUGGAUCCAUAAAUAACAUCCCUCUGUUGCCGAGACCAACCAGAGCAGAUUGGCAAUACUGCCUCAAACCCCUGCCGCGGCGCCCGAUUAGAGAUGGCGUACAUCCCCGGCCCUUCUGCCCUCUUCAAGUUAUGUGUGUAUUCUGCUUAGAUUAAUCACUUAAAAGCUAAAAACUGAAAGCGGAUGAAAUGCUGCUUUAAAUCUAUGUUUAAAAAACCGACCCAACCCGGCCGGGUUGACCCGGAACGCGGUGACCCGGACAAAAAUCCGGUUCGGUUUCUUCAAAAUCCGAAAAUGGUCAAAAACCGGAAAAACCCGGCUGACCCGAAAAAAUCCGAUCCGGACCUGACCCAAGAAACCCGAAAAACCCGGUUUUCGGUCUUUUCAAAAAAAAAAGUAAUUUCUUUUUUAAUUUUAAUGCAUUUUUUAAACCAAUAAAAUCGCAAUUUCAAUUCCCUAAAAAGAAAAACUGUGUAAUAUAUUUAUAUAUUUAUUUAAGAAUGAAAAUCAUGCCAAAUUAUAAUAUAAAUGUACAAUACAAAUAAAAAUAUAUAAUGAGAGUGUAUAUAAUUAUAUGUUUAUUAUUAUAUAGACGUAUAAUCGUUGACCGGUUUUCCGGCUUUGACCGGGUUGACCCUCCGGGUCCGGGUUGACCCGUGACCCAGUCACAUGACCGGGUCGCUCACCGGUCCGGUUUUACAACAUAGCUUUAAAUUGCUUUUCACUUUUUCUAUUAAACAAAAAUUACUUAUUUUACCAAACACUGACAACUUUUACUUUUUCAGAAUUAAUUUUUUUCAAACACUACCAACUUUUACUAUUAAGUACUUUCUCCAAAAUCACUUUAAAAAUCAUUUUAAGUAGAAGCAGUCGUAAAAACUCCCUAACUUUUCUCAAAAAACGCUUAUUUGGAGAGUUUUAACGAGUUUUUGAAAAACUUAUUCUUUUCCAAGAGUUUGGGUGCUAUAUAGAUUUUCUCUAGAGACAGACAUACUGCUUAUACAUACAAACUCAAAAUGAACCCAAAAAUAGAUACGCCAACCAUUUCUGAUUAUCAGUGCGAAAAAAGAGUCAAUAGCACAUAAAGUUUGAACUGAACACAAAAGAAUAUAGGAGUGGGGCCACUGUAGUGUAUAAAUCUGAGAAGUAAUACUUCAACUCUUCAAGUCCUCUUCAGCUAAACUCUCUACGGAAAAAAGCAAUUUAAGGAAAAUGAGAUCUGCUUCGUCUCAUGCUUUCUUCCUCAUUGUCCUCCUCGGAAUCUUCGCAUGCAUAUUCAAGAAGAUUCUCCGGACGUUUCCGAGGUCGGUCAUCCUAAACCACGUCGUUUCAACAGCGACACAGCUGAAACUGUCUUGGGAUUGUCUCCUCUUACACUCCAUCUGCCAUGCACCCGCCUCCCCCUACAAAUUCAGCCGCUCAUCCGUCGCCGGACAUUCGACGGAGAACGCUGCGUCUGGGCUCGGCGUAAGGGUUUUCGAGGGGAGAUCCGGCGGAGAGACGGAGCCGCCGGAAUGCCCGAUUUGUUUGUGUGGGAUAGAAGACGGAGAGGAGGUGAGGGAGCUGAGGUGUCAACAUGUUUUCCACGUGGCUUGUUUGGAUAGGUGGCUUGGAACUGGCCGUAUGACGUGUCCUCUUUGCCGGAGCCACGUCAAGACAACGGGCCCACCCCUUGGUCAACUUCAGGAUGACGUCAUCGUCUUCGAUUUCUUCUCCAGACGGCGAGAUGAAUGCAUGUGGUGGAUAAGAUGAUGAUUAGACAAGAUCACAAGAGUCAAAAUAUGUCAACUGGAUUCAUUCAUUGUAUAUUUGUAUUUAUACUUGCUAGUAUUUAAGUCUAGUGGGUUUAAGGGGAAAAUGGCGAAAUUGCCAUUUCCAUCAUUAGUUAUUUUUAUUAGAUUCGUUAUUUUUAUUUUAAUAUCCUUCUAUGUGUUCGUAGAAAGGAGAGAUGGUUGGCAUCUCCCCUGACAGGGACGGGACUAGCUUUCGGGCUUUUCUUGUUACCACACAUCCGGUUAAGGCUACCCACUUCGGUGGAUCUAUAACCCCAUUAAAAUAUCCUUCUAUUUGGAUUAUAUCUUCACCAUACUUGUCAACAUCCGGUGAUAACUCGGGCAGCCUUUUAAAAAUUGGGAUAGUAUCUACCAUUCAUUUGAUUAGACCACAUCAUUUUAUCAUUUUUAAUUUAGAUUUAAAUAAUUCAACUGCAAUAUUAUCAUUGGUCUAUGUGGACAAAAGUAUGAUACCUUGUGCGUACCAUAGAAUCUACCUAUUUAUUAUUCUUUGAAUUUUAUUGGAUCUUUUGAAGGGUUAAAUCUCAUCUUUAAUUAAUUUGCCACAAAUUGUUCAUUAUAGUUAACCAUUGGAGUGAAAAUUAAAAAUGGAAAGUGGAUUAAUGAAUAUAACAAGAAAGCUAGAGAGUAUAUAUAAUGUUAUAUAAUUGACGUGCCAAAAAAUUCAUUAUGUCAUUGCUCUCUUAAUUACUUUGGCAUCAUUCUUGUCAUUAGCAGUACCAAUCUUAUGGAAAAGACCAUUUUAUAUAUGAAUAGCCUAUUCACAGACAAAAAGAAUGGAUGCAUGAUAUGUAAAUCUUAUCCAGUUAGAAUGAUUAAUGAGUAGUAUAGAAUAUAGGGAGUAAUUUUGAUUACAAUUAGAUACGGAGUAGAACAAUACACCCUAUCAAGUAUUUUUGAUAGGGUAAUUUUGAUUACCUUGAUUUGCAAAUAAACGGAUUCAUCUUAUCAUUCUUAUGCAGUUAAUUAGGAUAUCAAAAUUUAAUGAUAUUCAAAUUUGAAUUUUGUAACAUUAUAC
Molecule: messenger RNA, 3943 nt
Organism: Cuscuta epithymum
Lineage: Eukaryota; Viridiplantae; Streptophyta; Magnoliopsida; Solanales; Convolvulaceae
Source: the annotation of a GenBank genome assembly